This is a messenger RNA of Ilyonectria robusta, 483 nucleotides long. Its product is annotated as translation protein SH3-like domain-containing protein. Gene Ontology annotation, biological process: positive regulation of translational termination; positive regulation of translational elongation. NCBI's taxonomy places the organism in Eukaryota, Fungi, Ascomycota, Sordariomycetes, Hypocreales, Nectriaceae. Gene Ontology annotation, molecular function: translation elongation factor activity; RNA binding; ribosome binding. The transcript has 4 exons. The record is from RefSeq and is a predicted model, not a curated record. The coding region runs from base 1 to 483 and encodes 160 amino acids.
AUGUCGGAAGAGCAUGAUGUCACCUUCGAGUCGGCCGAUGCCGGUGCCUCGCUCACCUUCCCUAUGCAGUGCUCUGCUCUGCGUAAGAACGGUUUCGUCGUGAUCAAGAACCGCCCCUGCAAGAUCGUCGACAUGUCUACCUCCAAGACUGGCAAGCACGGUCAUGCCAAGGUCCACCUUGUCGCCAUCGAUAUUUUCACCAACAAGAAGUACGAGGAUCUCUCUCCUUCCACCCACAACAUGGACGUCCCCCACGUCUCUCGUCGCGAGUUCCAGCUUCUGGACAUCGCCGACGACGGUUUCCUUUCCCUCAUGAACGAUGAUGGUGACACCAAGGAUGACGUCCGCAUGCCCGAUGGUGAGGUUGGUGACAAGAUUACCCGUCUUUUCAGAGAGGAGGAGAAGGACACCAACGUCGUCAUUCUCACCUCCAUGGGUGAGGAGGCCGCUGUUGAGGCCAAGGAGGCUCCCCGCCAGGGUUAA